Molecule: messenger RNA, 1708 nt
Organism: Punica granatum (pomegranate)
Lineage: Eukaryota; Viridiplantae; Streptophyta; Magnoliopsida; Myrtales; Lythraceae
Source: RefSeq, a predicted model, not a curated record
UCAGAAUCACGUCUCUGCUGCUGCUCUCUCCCUCUGCUUCCCGCUCGAAAGCAUCUCAAACGCUUCUUCCAUUGUUGCCGAGCUUCUCCAUUGAUUCGAGAGAUCGUCUCUCGGACUACGAUCGAAGAUGCUGGCAGCUCUCAAGACUGAAGACCAGAGCCAGUUGCAGCUCAUCGAGAGAGAAGACGUUGAUGAUGAGGAGGACCUCUUCGAGGCCAUAGACAAACUGAUCUCUCAAGGAAUCAAUGCUGGAGAUGUGAAAAAGCUCCAAGAUGCAGGGAUCUACACCUGUAAUGGCUUGAAGAUGCAUACGAAGAAGCACUUGACGGGAAUAAAAGGAUUAUCUGAAGCCAAAGUGGACAAGAUAUGUGAAGCUGCUGAGAAAUUAGUGAACUUUGGCUAUAUCACAGGAAGUGAUGCUUUGCUGAGAAGAAAGUCCGUGAUUCAUAUCACGACAGGAAGCCAGGCCCUUGAUGAGCUUUUAGGCGGUGGAAUUGAAACUCUGGCUAUAACAGAAGCUUUUGGGGAAUUUCGGUCAGGGAAAACACAGCUCGCACAUACUCUCUGUGUUUCUACACAGCUGCCAACUCACAUGAAAGGAGGCAAUGGCAAGGUUGCUUACAUUGACACUGAGGGAACUUUCCGCCCUGAUCGCAUUGUGUCAAUAGCUGAGAGAUUUGGCAUGGACCCUGGGGCAGUCCUUGACAAUAUCAUUUAUGCCCGCGCAUACACUUAUGAGCAUCAAUACGACCUGCUUCUCGGCCUGGCUGUGAAAAUGUCUGAAGAACCAUUUAGAUUACUGAUUGUAGACUCUGUGAUUGCUCUCUUCCGAGUGGAUUUUACUGGGAGAGGAGAACUUGCUGAACGGCAGCAAAAAUUGGCACAAAUGCUUUCUAGAUUAACAAAGAUUGCUGAGGAAUUCAAUGUUGCUGUGUAUAUGACCAACCAAGUGAUUGCUGAUCCAGGUGGCGGAGUAUUCAUAUCAGAUCCUAAGAAACCAGCAGGAGGCCAUGUGCUAGCCCAUGCAGCCACAAUUAGGCUGAUGUUUAGGAAAGGCAAAGGUGAACAGCGCGUCUGCAAGGUGUUCGAUGCUCCAAACCUACCAGAAGCUGAAGCUGUAUUCCAGAUAACACCAGGAGGCAUAGCAGAUGCCAAGGACUAAUGUAAGCUGAGGAUCUGUACCUUAUAUACCAGCCAGAUGAUCACUCUUUCCGCAUUUAGUUUAGUAAUACUUAUCAUACAGUAUGCUGCUGCUUAUACAGUAUGAACUCAUUUUAGUUUCCUAAAAGUGGCUUCACUUGAUUAAGCUGAUCAAGUAUUUGAUUAGAUUAAGACGAUGCCUUUGACUCCAUAUAUUAGUAAUAUACUUACCACUGUCCACUCUAAAGAAACCAGAACAACCUAUAUUUGAUAAACAGUUCUAGCCUUUAGUAUUCUGCGUCUCCUGUCCUCUUCUUGGUUGGAUUACCCGCUGCAACUCAUUGACAGUCUUUAAUAUAAUUCUCGCAAUUGAUGAUGAGCAAAGCAAACUUCUAUCCAUGCCCGAAUGUAACUCGAAUAGAGGGUAUUAUUCCAUAUGAUAUGAUAUCACAAAGUUCACCAAAGCCUUGGUCUUCACAGUAAGCAACAUGUACAGCCGCAUAAACUGAUACCUCAGUUUCUUUUUAUACCCCUCAACAUGAAAAGGGUUAAUACCAAAUAAAAGGCU